GGGCGCUGUCAUCGAAGGUGAAUUAUUCCGAGCUGUCAGAGAGUGUUAUGACUUUUAUAUGUGUUCGUGUGUUGUUCUUAUCUUAGCGACAAGAACAGUUUCUUGUUCAGAAACAUUUUAUUCGUACGAUCGUUGUGUAUCGUCAAGUCACGAGCUAGCUAUUUCUUUAUAGAGAAUUCUACUCUGUAGGCGAACGCAAUAAAGAGACAGUUCGCAUAUACAAUAAUGUCAUUUAACACACCUGCUGGCUACACGAAGACACGGUCAACGACGAUUCUAGCAAUACGACUACACUGUGUUAACUUCAGCUCAUUAACAACAAGUAGUUUGUAGCAGUUUAAUGACAAUUUAUAGUUAAUGCAGUCUAUAACAGCUACUUCUGUCUGUUCACAAAUACUUUGGCUCAUGUCCCACACCUAAUCAGUUUUAUUCAUGACAGUAUUACGGAACACACUAAUUCAGUUAGUGACUGGCGGAGCAUAAUUAGUAAAAAUAAUUUAUUGGGGAUCGAAUAAUAACGGAACUUAUAAAUAAUUCUUUUAAUGAAUACUUAAUCUAUUAAUCACUUAGUUUUAUUCUACAUGAGUUUGUCCUUUUUUGGUUUUUUUUUUUUUUUUUUUUUUGCUCCUUGGUGCAGUUCUGAAGUCUAACCUUCGUCACCAGAGAAGUUAAUACAUCUAUGCAUUUUCUGCCAUCGGAAAUUGCCAGCACUAUGUGACUCUUUGCCUCUUUUAUUCCUUGACCUCGGGUAAGAGCAAGAAGACCGUCAACCUUGAAGUGUGUAGCUGUGUGUAGCAGUAUUUGUUUGUAAUAAGUAUUUUGCUGUGCGUGUGCAGUAGCGUAUGCUGUGAGAUUUUAGUGCAAGAGGAAUGAGUGUGCGAGGUGAAGUACUACUCGGUUUUGCAUUAAUUUGAAUCAAUAAAAGUGUGUUUCAACUGAUACAAUGCACAUAGCCGUUUCCAAAACUGUGUCAGUUCUGUGCCUCCUCCUUGUGCCCUUCUGUUAUGGAGAAAACAGUGAAAGUAAAUCACAUGAAGAUGUACGACAGGAAAGAACCUUCAAAUCUUCGCAUUCCUCUGGAAACUUGUUAAGCAGAUCUAGUUCCCAUUCUGUCUUCAGUGAUUCAGACUCUUACACAGCUGGACUAGAAGCAGCUAUUGGUGAAAGCUGCAGUGAUGAUGAUGCUGCUUGUCUGACACAGGCCUCAGAGGAUCGUGUGGGUCUAGAGGCCAUACGUUCUUUGCAUAGGCAGUUGGAUGAUGAUGCAAAUGGGAAUGUAGAUCUCUCUGAAUCAGAUGAGUUUUUGAGAGAAGAAUUGAACUAUGCAGAGGGUCAUGAACGGAGGCAACAAGCAUUCCAUCGCAAUAAUGACAAGCAUAUCUCCGUGAAGGAAUUAUGGGAAGCCUGGAUUCGCUCUGAAGUUCAUAACUGGACUGCAGAGCAAACUGCUGAGUGGUUAGCAACAAAUGUUGAGUUACCACAGUACAUUCCGACAUUUAUUGUGAACAGAGUUACAGGAGCAACUCUGCCAAGACUAGCAGCUAAUAACAUGCAUUACUUAAGCAAUGUUCUGGGAAUUAAAGAUCCCAUUCACAAACAGAAAAUUGCACUAAAAGCUAUGGAUGUUGUACUGUUUGGCCCACCGAAAGAUUACAGCCAUGGAACAAAGGACAUCAUCCUCAUAACUCUUUUACUUGGAGCACUAAUUGGAUGUUAUUAUGCCUAUCACCAAAAUAAAAACUCUAAGAAACAUCUAAGACGCAUGAUGAAAGACAUGGAGAGUCUCCAUAAGGCAGAACUUGCAUUGGAUAAAUUGCAGAAAGAGCUUGAGCAAGCUAGGUUUGAACGGGCUUGUGUGACGACAGAGAAGCAGAAUCUGGAAAAACAACUACUAGAACAAGGUUGCGAUAAUCCUGAGAUGCGGACAUCUUAUUCUGAUCUUGAGGUUUCACAACUGAAAGCUGAAAUUGAGAUGUUGCGCAGAGAGCUUCAGAGAGCAGAAGGUGAAUUAGAAGAUCGUUGUUGGUCACCUCCAGUAGGAUUACAGCAGUGGUUACAACUUACUCAUGAAAUAGAAAAUAAGGCUUAUAUUAAGAAAAAGCUUUCAGCAGAGAAGCAACUUCAGCAAGCAAGAGAAGCAUGUGAGAAGCUUAGAAAGAAAAGGUCAAGUUUGGUGGGAGCUUUUGUAUCAACUCAUGGGAAAUCUAUAGAUGAUGUUGAUAGAAGCAUUGUGGAAGCAAGGACUGCCUUAAAUGAAGUUACACAGGAGCUGAAAGAACGUGUCCACCGUUGGAAGCAAAUUGAGCUGCUAUGUGGUUUUAAUAUUAUCAAUAAUAGUGGUCUCCAGUACCUGGAAAAUGUUUUAUAUAGAGGAACAGCAAAUGGAAAAGGAGGAUCCAGUGGUGGGCUACGAGGUCGCAUGGGUAGCAGCCACGAUGAUUUGGAUGAUGACUCUAGUUCCUUGUACUCUCCAUCUGCGGGUAUCGCAGACAAUAUGCAGUGGAAGGAAACAGGAGACUCAUCUGGCAGUGAGGCAGGAAAACAAGAACAGGAUGAUGAUUUCCAGGCUGAUUCUAGGAGUUUAGCUGGCAAUGUACAUUUUACCAUAGGCACUGACAGUUGGCCGGAAGAACAUACAAGUCGAAGUAAAUCAAGGUCCUCAAUGAUACGAUCUUACAGCCAGGAUACUAAUGUGCUCAUUGGUGACAGAGAGGGUUCAAUUGGUGCCAUUUCACAGUCAGAAACAUGCCUUGACUCAUCAGGAGCACACAGAAAGAUAAUUACUUCAACAAAGAGGCAGUCAAGAGAUCAGUUUGGAUCCAAUAGAGAAUAUAAUCCUCAGGACAGUUAUAAAGACGUUUCGUCACAAGAAAGUGUGAAUAGAGACCAGAUAACAUCAAGGGAGAACACUACAAGGGAAAAUACAAAAGAGCCGACGCCAUCCUUAGAUGAUGAAACCUACUCUACAGACUCAAAUUCUACACCCGAGGAUGACAGUCGUCGGAGAAAGCGCAAACCAUUUUUUUUCUCUACUCGUAAGCCGAAGAGCAGAAUGACUUGAAAAUAUUUAACAAAAAAAAGAAAACAAUUUUAUGUUGUUAAUUAUAAAGAAACAUGAAAAGGAAGACAGACUCAGUUCAUAUUUGGGAACUGUGUCCAUGUUUCUUGAGUUAGAGGAUAUAGGAGAACAUAAUCCUCUCAGUUGUACCAGCGUUGAACUUUUUGAGCUCCGGCUGUUUAUGAGAGGUAAAAGAUGCGUGCUUUAAUUAUUUAUGGUGCUGAACCUAUAACACUUAUACUGGAAACUGGUUUUUCAGGUAUAUUCUAUUUAAUUUCCUAUCUGACAAAACCUAAAUUCCCUCCUGGCUGCACAAAUAAUUUAGUAAUCUUACAAGGUAUAUGUGAUAUGUUAAACUGCAGAUUUUCAUUUCUUAAUCUGUCUUUUUCAUUUUUGUUGUAACUAUGUGAUUUUAAUCACUCAGGUGGAAUGAUAGUUAGUACUUAGGUUGAAAUUUUGCUAUCACUGAUAUAUCAGCAGCCAAUUAUCAUAAAUAUUUCUAAAUACCAGUAAAAGCAAUAUAGGCUUUAUAAUUUUGGUCGUGGCUGAGCAAUAAUAUUAAUGCAGGUGUUUCUACCUAUGUUUAUUUAAAUAAUAUUGUUUGCUAUUUUUAUUAAUUUAGACAUUUAUUUUAAAUCAGAUAAUUCAUCAGAACUCAUAUGCACAUAUUUAUUGCCAGUGAAAUAUUGAUUUUUGUUCUUAGUUCAUGCACAGUUUAAGGUACCUCUUAUUUAUUUUCUUUUUAGAAUGCACUCUGAAGCACAGGGGUCUGUAAAUAUGGUAAAUGAAAUGAAAAUUCAUGUGAACUCUUGUUGAAAAUAGUUUUUGAUGAGCCACAUAUGAAUACUGAUGAAAGUUUAUUUUACUUUUAAAACUAUGGCAGCAUAUUCAGAAGAAGCCAAAAAAUUCUGAUAAUUGUUGAAACAGUAUUAGAUUUUCAUUUUGUACUUACUUUUUUACAAAACAAAUUUUUUGGGCAGAGUUUUCUGAUCGGUUACUCAUUCACAGGUAUGCCAUUUUACUUUUACUAUGUAAGAUGAAUGUAAGUUACACUUUGUGUAACAAGUUCUCAUUUAUGUAUUUAUUGUUAACACUCUUUCAUGGAGGAAAGAAAUCUUUCCUGUGAACUACUUAGAAGUUAGUGCUGGUAAAUGUUUACCAAAUGCUUCCGGUAUUUAACUAUUGAGAUAGGAAUGCAUUUCUUAUUCUGGAUCUGUUACAAGGAAUGUUUAUAAUCUUUAAUAUGUCUGCCAUUGACUUUUCCUUCACAUCCAUCCCCAUUCCCCCUUCCAUGUCUCCCCCUUCCCCCCUCUCUCUCUCUCUCUCUCUCUCUCUCUCUCUCUCUCUCUCUCUCUCUGUCUCUGUCUCUGUGUGUGUGUGUGUGUGUGUGUGUGUGUGUGUGUGUGUGUGUGUGUGUGUGUGUGUGCGUGCGCGCGCAUGUCUAUGGACACCUAAGUGUAAUGUAUGUAUUCUUGCACUUUGUGUUUUCUAGUUUUAUGUAACGCUGUGUGUGUGUGUGUGUGUGUGUGUGUGUGUGUGUGUGUGUACAAUUCAUACUUGCUGUAUGCAUCUCUUGCACCAUGUCACUAAGUUGAUAGUACUUUCAUAUUAAUUUCAUAGCAAAUGUUGUAAAGACCAGUACGAAGUUGAUCUCUUUGUGUUGGAGAUUUUUCCUUAUUGCCAUUCCCUAAGUGUUAAAUAAAUUUUGUGACUUGUAUUUUAGAUUUUGAGGUGGUAUGUCUUCCAUGUGUCGUGAUAGGUGAGACCUUUUUUUUUUCCUUCCACUCAUCAAUAAAGGAAGUUUUAUAAAAACUGACUGCAAGUAUUUUUUGUUGUGGUACAAAUUUAUUUGUAAAUAUUGUAAUUGUUUGUAGGUUACAUUAUGACUGUCUAUUGAAAAUAAAAUUGUACGAAUAAUUUUUAUAUGCAGCUGCUGUACAUCAAAAUAAAAUACAAAACUUUUGGUAUAUGGUGUCACAACAAUUCUGAAGUCUUCACUUGGAUUAAUAAUUUAUAACUCAGAUAUGCAAGAGUAGUAGUUCUCACCUUGUGACUCUGUAACUGAAUUUCAGAUAAAUUUGUAUCAACUAGAUUGCAGAAAGUUCCAAGAAGCAGCGUGUGUGUGCUUUCAUAUGUUCCUCUUAUAAAAACUGAAUUUGUGUUUUAAAGAUAUUAUGUUCCUAUAGAUGAUCACCCAAGUUCAUACGUGUGUAUAUAUCAGUACUUAUAUUGAAAGUAUAUGUUAAUUUCUUUCAUGUGAAUGCUCAUUUUUGAAGAGAAUGCAGUAUGAUUUGAUAUUACAGACUCAUUGGAAAUUUGAAUGGACCCAUAGAAUUGGAUUUAUCUGUGUCUGUAAGUGACUUGUUUAAAAAAUUGUCAUCACAAUUGAUUGGAACAUAUCUACAAAAAUAAAAUCAGAAUACUUCCAGAAAACUA
Molecule: messenger RNA, 5494 nt
Organism: Schistocerca gregaria
Lineage: Eukaryota; Metazoa; Arthropoda; Insecta; Orthoptera; Acrididae
Gene: Stim
Product: stromal interaction molecule homolog
Exons: 14
Coding region: 944-3061 (705 amino acids)
Biological process (GO): activation of store-operated calcium channel activity; intracellular calcium ion homeostasis; store-operated calcium entry
Cellular component (GO): endoplasmic reticulum; plasma membrane
Molecular function (GO): protein binding; calcium channel regulator activity; calcium ion binding
Source: RefSeq, a predicted model, not a curated record